Messenger RNA from Cylas formicarius (sweet potato weevil), 1283 nucleotides. RefSeq names its product arrestin domain-containing protein 1-like. The coding region runs from base 184 to 1176 and encodes 330 amino acids. Lineage: Eukaryota; Metazoa; Arthropoda; Insecta; Coleoptera; Brentidae. The record is from RefSeq and is a predicted model, not a curated record. The transcript is spliced from 8 exons. Gene Ontology annotation, cellular component: cytoplasm. Gene Ontology annotation, biological process: protein transport.
UAAAGUUUCUCUGUCCACAUCGAUAUUGUCGGUGCCGACGCGUCUGGUUUACAUUUCGUGUCAUCUCUGUUGCGCGUUAUUCAAAAGUCUUAUCGGCAGAUAAUUGAAAUAGGCAACGGGGUGUGAGGAAUUGUACGUCACGUAACUUUCAGUGAUAAUCUCGUUCAGCGUUUUGCGUGAAUAAUGCCGGCGGUUCGGCUGGUUUUGACCAGCCACACGAGUCCCGUGGUGUGCACGGGUUCAGAAAUCGCGGGACAAGUGAUAUGCCAUUACGUUUCGACCACUGACGUCAGAAGUAUCAAAGUGUGGUUGGUUGGUAAAGAAAAAAUUGAAUGGCGCCAGGGGAAGACGACGAUAAAAGAUUCCAAUAAGUUUUUGAACUUGCUGACUUGUGUUUACGAACAAGGACAGCCUCCCAGAAUCGAGUUUCCUUUUACUUUCCGCUUGCCGCACGACUACCCGAGCAGUUUCGAGGACGAAUACGGGAAAGUGACGUACAAAUUAAAGGUGGUGGUCGAUAAGAAAUGGAGUUUGGAUGAUAAGUUAAAACACCGGCUCACCGUGCUUUCGCCGAUAGAUCUCAAUCGACUACCCUAUUUGCAGACGCCGGUCGCUUGGCGCGGUCAAAAAGGCAUGUUUUUCUUUUGCUGCGACCCGGGGACCAUAGACCUCGCGGUCAAAUUAGACAAGCGUUCAUUUGUGCCUGGCGAAGUAUUGACCGUUCAGAUCCAAUGCGACAACAUGUCGAAGACGAACGUGUUAUCGUUCGUCGUCAAAUUGAAAAGGAAAAUUACCUUCAAGAAGGUCAGCUCCUGGGGCAACAGCGAGCGGACCAGCGUGCUCGAGGUGGCACGGGCUCAUGUGAGCAGCGGCGUCGGCGCCCACGGGAGUACCAUUCGCACGACAUUCCUCCGCGUACCCACAAACGUAGAAAUCCCGAAUUUUUGCCGGUGCCUCAUGCUCGAACAGAGCUGGAUACUUUCGACGACCGCCAUAUUGUCUGGGUUCUCCUUCAACCUGAAGGUCCGCGGGGCAAUAUCUCCAGGACACGUCCCUUACACGGAAGGUGGCACGUCACAAAACGCUGACGCCGUGAAUAGCGCUUUCACCAGUGGUGACACUUCCACUCAGCGCGACGAAGAAGAUCCACCGCCGCCUUAUUCGGAAUGCGUUUAAACGGUCGACUUUAUCCGCCCGCAGAUGGUCCCCUUUAGGUGUAGCUUUUUCUAUUGGUUUACUAAAAUGUUCGCUUUACUCUGAUGUACGCGCUUUGUUCAUUAAAC